AGGAAGUCCUCACACUGGGCAAACAGGAGACACAAAUCAAUAGUGAACAUAUCAUCUUAAUCUUGAUGCCGUUAUUAAGAGUUAAUCAGAUGGACAACAUGGUGACAGACGGGAGGGAUGAACCACAGACAGACUUUAUGUACUGCUGUGGAGCCAUCACGGAGGUUCUUAAAUUUGGCUCUUGUCAGCUACACUCCGGGCACAAGGUGCUUUUUCUCAUCAUUCCAGGUAACCCAGGUGUGGUGGGCUUCUACAGAACCUUCAUGCACACACUUCACAGUAUGUUUGGACACCGCCACCCAGUGUGGGCUGUAAGUCAUGCUGGCCACUGUGUCCCACCAGACUCCAUGGACAUGGUAGACGAAGCCGAGGACGAUGUGUUUGGUCUGAACGGGCAGAUUGAACACAAGCUGGCCUUCCUCAGGAAACAUGUUCCCAGAGAGACCAGCCUGGUCCUGGUGGGACACUCCAUCGGCUGCUACAUUAUUCUGGAGAUGAUGAAGAGAAAUCCUGAACUCAAGAUUAUAAAGGCCGUCAUGCUGUUUCCCACCAUUGAGCGCAUGGCUCAGACUCCUCAGGGGAAGGUCAUGACUCCUGUUCUGUGUCACAUGCGUUAUGUGGCCUACCUGCCUCUCUUCCUGCUCUCGCUCCUGCCUGAGGGACUGAAAGCCGGCCUUAUCAAACUGGUGUUUGGUGGCAUCCCCUCCCUGGACCACACUGUGGUCCAACCUACUGUAGGUCUUCUCAGUGGAGACUGUGCAGCCAAUGCUAUGUACAUGGGCGGUCAGGAAAUGAGAAAAGUUCUGGAAAGAGACAACAUAACGAUAAAGAAACAUCUUGAAAAGCUUAUAUUUUAUUAUGGAGCUACAGACCACUGGUGCCCUGUUCAGUAUUAUCAUGAAAUUAAGGAGGACUUCCCAUGUGGGGAUUUCAGACUGUGUGAAAACGGGUUCCGCCAUGCCUUUGUCCUGGAUGCAGGAACAGAAGUUGCCAAAAUGGUGGCCGAAUGGAUCAGUGGAGAACUGAGGACAUGAGUUCAUUCUUCUCUUGCCAUCUGUCUGACAUGAACGCUGACUUUUAGCGUUCAGACGAUAUCAUGGAAUUGAAUUGAGAAGAAAUAUCAAAUAUUAAUUAUUAUUAUUUAUUUUUAUUAAUUAAAUAUAAAUACAAUGUGUUUAUUGAUUAAAAUGGCAUUCUUUGCAUAAGCACAACAAAAACCCAAAUGUGACAUGAAAAAUGAUGAUAAUGUGGUUUUAUUCAUUUAUAAAACUGCUUUUGUUACAGAAAUGAUCCAAAAUCUAUUUAAAUGAAAACAUAUAUUUUAGUAAAACCCUGAACAGUGUGCUGUCUCCAAAGAUGAAAUAGAAAAACCCUCAAAGGCACUACUGUAGCACUUCUCAUGUUAGUACCUGACAAGUGGGAUUAUUUAAAUUCUAUUAUGUUGCCAUUUUGCACUGAUGCCAAUUUUUUCCUCACAUAUACAAUAAUGUGUACAUUUGGAUUUAAGUAUUCCCAUGUAUGAUGACUUGAACAGCAUACUAUAUAUAAUGGGGGAAAUACAUGCCUUAUUUUUCAUCUAUUGUAUUUUUCAUUGCCUGCCCUCUGAUGCGACUGUGCUGUCAAACAUCACAGCUGUCAUGAUGAUUUCCUAUUCUAUUCCUACUGUCAAUGUAGAAAGUCUGGACGAUGGAUGGUACUGUGAACCUGCUGCCCAGACCAUGGUGGUCCGAAUCUACCAUCAGACAUUAUGGAUCUCCUUGGUCUUGCUCUUCCUCCUCCUUUUACUCUCCACUCCACUCCUAUGUUGGCAACUGUUGCUCCAAAACAAAAGAGCUCACCUGUGGCCCUUUUACAGUUUUGCUAUGGCUCUGAUAGCCUAUUAAACAAAUGUGCAGCAUG
Messenger RNA from Micropterus dolomieu (smallmouth bass), 1899 nucleotides. RefSeq names its product lipid droplet associated hydrolase (gene ldah). Gene Ontology annotation, molecular function: lipase activity. The coding region runs from base 66 to 1034 and encodes 322 amino acids. The record is from RefSeq and is a predicted model, not a curated record. Lineage: Eukaryota; Metazoa; Chordata; Actinopteri; Centrarchiformes; Centrarchidae. Gene Ontology annotation, biological process: lipid storage. The transcript is spliced from 7 exons. Gene Ontology annotation, cellular component: lipid droplet.